This is a messenger RNA of Stereum hirsutum FP-91666 SS1, 1813 nucleotides long. RefSeq lists its product as uncharacterized. Lineage: Eukaryota; Fungi; Basidiomycota; Agaricomycetes; Russulales; Stereaceae. The transcript is spliced from 6 exons. The record is from RefSeq and is a predicted model, not a curated record. The annotation marks the transcript as partial.
CCAUGCUCGAACUCUCACCAUCUCACCCUCUGUUUCGUCGUUCUGGCCGAUGGACUCAAACCAGCACUGGCUCGCUGAUAGCUUCGUGGUCUGGGGCUUCUGUCUCUUUUACUUGUCGUGCUAGCAGCACGAGUGCGGUGCGCAUUCGAAUGGGUGCUUUGACGCAGCGCAAAGACAGGGAGAAUGGGGGAACACCCAUGAUUGCAUGUAGUGUCUCGGGCGCAGAUGGGCAGCGAUUGGUAUUGACCCGCGAACCACUUUGUGGUGACCCGGUUCUCACGCUGCUCAAGGAGAGCGAUCUGCUACGAGGGGUGUCGAAGGAUGGGACACUGGAUGUGACAAUAACGAUGAUAGAUUGGGCAUCGGUGCUUGAGUUGGAAACAAUCGUGUUCGAGACAGCAGAUGGAGACUUGCCAAUUGUCCCAGCCAGCGACGCCCAAGCGCUGCAGGUCCUGUUCGUUGGAGACUCGAUGCUCUGCGGUUUCACCGACGGUACCAGACAAAUCCCGAACGGAUGCCUAGAUGCAUUUCCCUACCUCUUUUGGCGAGAUCUAAGAAGCUAUCUCAGCUUGAACAUCGCCGUCGACGUCGUCGCAUUACCAGGAGUGACGCUGGUAGACCACCCAGAUGAGCAUGACAAGACUACGGUUGUGAGGGGUAUGGCCCACAAAUUUUUCAAGGCAUUCCCUUGGGAUAACGAUGGACUAGACCAAGUUAUAGACUCGGGCAGGAAACCUUCUGUCAUCGUGAUUGCGCUCGGAACAAACGACGAAGCUAUGGGGGUAUCCGCAGAAGACUUCAUAAACACAAUGCGAGCUUUCGUCACACGACUGCUAGUUACCGAUACGAGCGCCCACCGUGUAAAGCACAUUUGUUUCAUCCAUCCUUUCAAGGACUUCGGUGACGUCCCAGAAACCUCACUUGGACCAAGCUUCCCUAAACUUCUGGAAACACUAUCCCGAGACUUCCAACACGCUCAGAAGGACAUCACCCUCCAUUCAUGGGACACCGGUGCAGUCUUGUUACAGGAGCAUACGAUUGACGGGAUACAUCCUACCGUCGAAGGCCACCGUAUUCUUGGCCAGGAGUUGUCUAGAGUGCUGCUUCCCAUCGUAGCUGGCAUGUCGUACGGUGGUGUAAAGUAGGCUCGGACUCCGAUCAUGGAGGCAGAUGAUGGCCAGUUAGCUGUAGACAUUCCGCACGUUCAUACUUAACCCAUAUAGAUAUGCAGUGUUAUGACUGGCUCCGGACACUUUAAUGAAUACUUACCGUACGGUUGGGUGGAUACUGGUGGAUAUCGCCUGCGGCAACUCGCCACAUUAUUACUCGCCACACCGCACGUCCAUCACCAGCGCCUAAUCGCCGUUGACGUCGAUGACACGGAGAGGUUCCGACGGCUGACACACCACGCACACCGGCGGACACCAACUGACACUGCGUCCAGGAACCUGCCCUUGCGAAGUCAAACAGGCCGAACAUCCGAGUCGAAGCUCAUCGCCUGUCCUUGUGAACUUCUCGUAGGUUUACCGUAAGGAGCAACACCACGCACUGUACCCAUCUAGUUGCGCGUACGACUCUGAUGAAUCUUGGUCGACCCAAAAUAAUAGGAUACGAGAUGAUUUCCUCGAACAUCCAAAACAAAUCCAUACUCGCUCUGACCGACGAGCUGGUCCUGCGAGUCUCCAAAUUCAGUCACGACGUUGACCUAUCCGCAAACGCAGAAUAACAUAGGCAGGCUAUCAGGAAUCUGUACUCGCUGGCUCAGACCUGUCGAAGACUCAGAACGAUUAUACUUCCCGCGAUCUAUUCGACU